AUGCAGAAAACAAACUCAAAUAUAGAGAUGUUAAGGGUGCAAGCACUAUCAAUUCUUUGUACACCUCGCCCUUUCCAUGAUUUUACUUGCUUAUCUCCAAUUCAAGAUAAACUUGAUCCAUUUUGUGGCAUAAAAGACCAAAUAAGUGACGAUGGAUCUUUCGGUUUUGAUAACUUUGCUUUCAUUCAAGAUAAUCCUGAUUCAUAUUGUAGCACAAAAAACCAAAUUGACAACAAAACUAUUUUAGAUUUUGAAGUCUUUGCUCCCGUUCAAGAAAAAUUUGAAUCACGUUGUAGCGCCAAUCAACAAAUUCAAAAAAGUGAUGAAGAAAAUAAUGAAGAACAAGAAUUUAGUUUUGCACCCACUGAUGUCCAAGAAAUGCAUAUAUUUGCCGAGGACAUAUUUGAAAGUGGAAAAGUCCGAGCAUUACUCCCUACUUUUGACCAAUCCCUUCAAUUCUUCCCCACCACAAAUAGCAAUGCGUCACAUCCUCGACCUCCGCUAAUGAACAUCUUUAUUAAGAAUCCCAUAAAUCAACAAUCAACAUUGAGUGGUAUUUCUAAAGAAACUCAAAAUGAGAUAUUGCAAAAUAUUACAACGAAGGCUUCAAGUGAAUGUUAUGAGAAAAGCAACUCCUCAGGGUCAUCGAAUCUAUGGAGAUUUAGAAAAAAUUUAUAUCUUCGAAGUAAUAGUGACCAUAAGGAUUCUUUUGUUAUAUUGAAUCCUUCAGUGCCAAAAAAGACAAUCAAGCCCAAGGUAGAAAACGUCAUUGUUAAAAAGAAGAAGUGUGAACAACCCCAAAAUACUUUAACGGCUUAUGAGAAGCUUUAUGUGAAAAAUAAAACAAGAAAUGGGAGCAAUAAACGGAGAUCAUUUUUGCCAUACAAACACCAGCUAUUCGGAUUCUUCGCCAACAUGCACGGAUUAAGUAGAAAUCUGCACCCCUUUUAA
This is a messenger RNA of Lathyrus sativus (Indian pea), 951 nucleotides long. NCBI's taxonomy places the organism in Eukaryota, Viridiplantae, Streptophyta, Magnoliopsida, Fabales, Fabaceae. The record is from the annotation of a GenBank genome assembly.